Messenger RNA from Drosophila biarmipes, 1867 nucleotides. RefSeq lists its product as uncharacterized. The transcript has a single exon. Gene Ontology annotation, cellular component: nuclear envelope. The record is from RefSeq and is a predicted model, not a curated record. NCBI's taxonomy places the organism in Eukaryota, Metazoa, Arthropoda, Insecta, Diptera, Drosophilidae. The coding region runs from base 100 to 1452 and encodes 450 amino acids.
ACUUACCAACCAAACCAAGGUGUGUUUAAGAGCAGUUCCCAAAAUCUAUAAAUUUGAAAAAUAUCUAUACAAAAAAAAAACUACUCCCAAGAGCACAAAAUGUGGACCUCGCUGCUCGUUUUCGUGCUCCUCGGGCUGCUCAACACGUCGUCCUUGAUCACCAGCCAGGACGACGGGUCCUACGAGCAUCUGGCGACCUAUCUGCGACCUGGUGAACCACACACCCAGGACGGACAGACGCUGCUCAACAUGCUGUACCUGCACAACCAAGUGCAGGUCUACUGCCAACGACCCCCAUCCCUGACCUUGUGGAACGUUUUUCAGAGCAGCCGCCUGCACUUGAAGAUAGCCGCUGGCGCAGAUUACAGCCAGUAUAAGGGGACCUCCGUUUGGGAAGUCUACGAGGCGCAUCGACAGCUGGAUGAGUGCUACGAAGGUAAGCCCCUGGGAUCUUCGGCGGAGGAACCCCGGAUCAUUUCACUGGCUACCCAUUCCCACGACUGUUAUGGCAUCUACACCAACGAGCCGUUUGUCCUCACACUCGAGGAGAUCGGCUGCGACAUGGAGCGCUUCGCGCAGUUCACCUUUGCCCUCGUUUUGUGGGUGAGUUCUCCCCACCUGGCGGACUCACUGCUCGGUUUCUACUGCUCCGCGGCGGCAGUGGGUGCCCACCUGGCGGGUUUGGUCGUUGUUGGAUUCACCCUUGUAUCAUCCGGCAGCGAGCAAUCGCUGGAAUUGAGAACGCUCAAGGGGAUUUUCAAGCAGGUGCUGCAGGAACGACCCUCUACGAUGACCUUGGCUUUGAUAGGCGGCGCCUGGUUGACCCAAUCCGCCUGCCAGCGGCUAUGUUUUCUAUGGGAGCGCUCUAUCCUCCGACGUUUGCACUAUCGCUUCCUGAGGACCACAUCCUACUGCCUGAUCCUGACCGCCUCCGAUCACAGGGCCUUCGGUUGGGUCUGUGUUUCACUGCUCAUUCCCUGGCCAGAACUUCAUUGGCUGAUUAGCUGGUUGAGAUCCAAAUGCAUUCGUUACCUAAGCGAUUAUCGUGAAUCGUCGCACCAGCAUAACCAGUUGACUGAAGCGCAAAUUGUAUCCAGAUUUUUAGGCGGUGGCGUUGAUCAUUCGGCUGAAGAACCCUUUCUAUCCCAAGAUAAUGGCAGUUUCGACACAAUCAACAUGCGAUGUCGCCAGAAGGAGCAGGAGCAGGAGCCCAGGGAUGCGGGGAAUGGACACGCCUUUAGUUGUGAGUGUCGAGUAUCGAGCCAUCUCAAUCGACCCUCCACUUGGAACUGCCAGAGCAAGCGGCUUCAGUUGACCCCCAAUAGAAGAAGGUUGGUCCGCACCUGGUCCUCAAGCAGCCAAGUACCGAGUUCAGCCCCCAAGAGUUCGGUGACCACCUUGUACCACAAUCUCCGCUUCUCAAACUCCGAGCGCAGCCUCCGAGAUCAAUAGGUAUACAGUUGAAGAAGUCCAUUCCGGCAAAAGAAAAUGGGAUCUGAGCGGAGCACAUCAGAAACGAAAGAUUGGUAGAGGAGCAAUUGAAUCGAAUAGAGAAGAGGGGACGAACAAGAAUUUUCCAUUUGCCAGGAUAAGUUUCCUUACUCGAGAGGUGGUGUUGGGUGGGUGGCGACGUUUGAAAGUGGCAGACAAAGUAUUCCACAGGCAAGGAAAUGUGUUGCAAAGGCAGCUGGCAGGCUUCAAAACACUACAAGAAGGCAUAUGCACGAGAAUCAUGAAUUGACAACAGACUGAGGGAAACAAGUUGUACAAUGUUAUGUUCUUUUGCAAACCAAUUUACAAAUGUUUGACUGCUUUGUUACUAUCUUAAACAUUUGUUGCUAUUUAUUAAUAAAUUGUUAGAUCCCAU